Molecule: messenger RNA, 2442 nt
Organism: Momordica charantia (bitter melon)
Lineage: Eukaryota; Viridiplantae; Streptophyta; Magnoliopsida; Cucurbitales; Cucurbitaceae
Product: BRASSINOSTEROID INSENSITIVE 1-associated receptor kinase 1
Biological process (GO): protein phosphorylation
Molecular function (GO): protein binding; protein kinase activity; ATP binding
Source: RefSeq, a predicted model, not a curated record
CAACACUGCGAGACGAAAUCCAUUGUACAGAGUUGUUUCAGCUGGUGUUGUUUCUUCAACCUCGCGGCUCUUCAUUCUCUCCCAGUUGACUCUCAAUCCUCCUUCCAUUUCUCAGUCAAACGAUCUGUAUUUUUCUAUUUCUUGAUUUCGUCAGACUAUUGACGGAGAAGAAGAUUGAUUAUUAAGGCAAAAUAUCGUGGAAAUGGAUUCCAUCACUACCUCCACCACUCGAUCAUACACAACGCCGGAGAUACGAUUCGAUUAUCCCUAGGGUUUUUCAAUUUUUCCUACCAAGGAAGGCUUACCAUCUUCGUCGUAGUCGGGACUCAACAUCUUAUUAUGAACUCGACCGGUAGAGAUAGAAGAAACAAUGAAAUGGAGAGAGCAACGUGGUUGUUCUCAGCAUUUUUGCCUUCUCUGCUCUUAAUUUUGGCCAUGGGCGUCGUUUCACGGGUCUCUGCUAACAAUGAAGGUGAUGCCCUGAAUACCUUCAAGAUGAGUUUGGUCGAUCCCAACGAUGUCCUGCAAAGUUGGGAUCCCAUCCUUAUGACUCCUUGCACAUGGUUUCAUGUUACAUGUAAUGAAAAAGAAAGUGUUAUACGAAUUGAUCUUGGGGAUGCGAAUCUCUCUGGAAAACUGGUUCCACAGCUUGAUCAACUCACAAGCUUGCAGUACUUGGAACUUUACAACAAUAACAUCAGUGGAUCAAUUCCAGAACGAUUUGGAAAUUUGAAAAACCUGGAGAGCUUGGAUCUUUAUUCUAACAGUUUAAGCGGUCCCAUACCUGACUCUCUGGGCAAGCUUACAAAACUAAGUGCUUUGCGUCUGAACAACAACAGUUUGUCGGGAGCCAUUCCAAUGUCUUUAACCAAUGUUCCACUAAAAAUCCUGGAUCUUUCAAAUAACCAUCUAUCAGGAGACAUUCCUGUCAAUGGUUCGUUUGCUAUUUUUACACCAAUCAGUUUUGCUAAUAAUCCUCUUCAUAUUCCUCUAUCUAUUCCAUCUCCCCCAAUUACUGAAGCACCACAAACAACUUCAGGUGAUGGUGCCAAUGGAGUCAUUGCUGGAAUAGUUGCUGCUGCUGCUGCUUUGCUGAUUAUUGUGCUUGCUAUUGCAUUUACUCUUUUGCGACGGAAAAAGUCACAAGAUCAUUUUCUUGAUGUACCGGCUGAAGAAGAUCCAGAACUUAACCUGGGGCAGCUCAAAAAAUAUUCCCUACGCGAGCUGCAAGUUGCCACUGAUUAUUUUAGCCCCAAGAACCUUUUGGGCAAAGGUGGAUUUGGAAAGGUUUAUAAAGGUCGUUUGGCUGAUGGUUCUCUUGUGGCUGUAAAACGGCUGAAGGAGGAGCGUGCUGAGGGUGGGGAGUUCCAAUUUCAGACUGAAAUAGAGAUGAUCAGCAUGGCUGUCCAUUGUAAUCUACUUCGUCUAAAUGGGUUUUGCAUGUCACCAACUGAACGAUUGCUUGUAUAUCCCUUUAUGGCUAAUGGAAGCCUGGCAUCAUGUUUAAGAGAGCGUAAGCAAUGCCAGCCACCACUCAACUGGGCAAUACGUAAACGAGUUGCUUUGGGAGCUGCAAGGGGACUUGAAUAUUUACAUAUUCAUUGUGAUCCUAAAAUUAUUCACCGUGAUGUGAAAGCUGCAAAUAUAUUAUUAGAUGAGGAAUUUGAGGCUGUUGUUGGAGAUUUUGGAUUGGCUAAAGUCAUGAACUACAAGGAUACUCAUGUCACAACUGCUGUUCGUGGAACAAUUGGGCAUAUAGCACCAGAGUACCUCUCGUCUGGAAGGUCUUCUGAGAAAACUGACGUUUUUGGUUAUGGAGUAAUGCUUCUUGAACUUGUUACUGGACAGAAAGCCUUUGAUCUUGCUCGGCUAGCAAAAGAUGACGACGUCAUGCUGCUUGAUUGGGUAAAAGGACUUCUGAAUGAUAAGAAACUGGAAAUGUUGGUUGAUUCCGAUCUCGAGGGCAAUUACGUAGAGGAAGAAGUGGAGCAGCUAAUUCAAGUCGCGCUACUUUGCACACAGAGCUCCCCUGUGGAGCGACCUAACAUGUCGGAGGUAAUAAAAAUGCUGGAAGGCGAUGGUUUGGCUGAAAGAUGGGAGGAGUGGCAAAAAGAAGAGAGCUCACGCCAAAGCUUCAACAAUAUGGUCCAUUCCUACCACCACACUACAACUCCUCAGGUUAUUGAUUCCUUCUCCCAAAUUCCUCCUGAUGUGUUGUCUGGUCCAAGAUAAUUGCUUUCUGAAAUUUAUUGUGCAUUUAGGUUGUUUUGUUUUUUUGUUUCUUAGGAGUUGAAAAUGAAGUAGUUUCUCCGAUGGUUUUUUUUUUUUUUUAAUAAUUGGGAGUGAGAGUCGGAGCUUUGCUUUCCUACAUUCAGGGGACCGUCCCAAGAGAUUCUGGUUGUGAUUAUGCAUAAAGAGAUAUGAAACACUAAAUUUGGGCCA